Molecule: messenger RNA, 1086 nt
Organism: Abrus precatorius (Indian licorice)
Lineage: Eukaryota; Viridiplantae; Streptophyta; Magnoliopsida; Fabales; Fabaceae
Product: glutamine synthetase cytosolic isozyme 2
Exons: 13
Coding region: 16-1086 (356 amino acids)
Cellular component (GO): cytoplasm
Molecular function (GO): glutamine synthetase activity
Source: RefSeq, a predicted model, not a curated record
AGUGAAAAAAAUUCAAUGAUGUCGUUACUCUCUGAUCUAGUCAAUCUUAACCUCUCCGACACCUCGGAGAAGGUGAUCGCCGAGUACAUAUGGGUCGGUGGAUCCGGUAUUGACAUGAGGAGCAAAGCAAGGACUCUCUCAGGACCGGUUAAUGACCCUUCCAAGCUUCCUAAGUGGAACUACGAUGGUUCAAGCACUGGUCAAGCUCCUGGAGAAGAUAGUGAAGUCAUCUUAUAUCCACAAGCAAUUUUCAAGGAUCCAUUCAGGAGGGGCAACAACAUCUUGGUUAUGUGUGACACUUACACUCCUGCUGGGGAGCCCAUUCCGACAAACAAGAGACAUAACGCUGCAAAGAUAUUCAGCCAUCCUGAUGUUGUUGCUGAAGAAACAUGGUUUGGUAUCGAGCAAGAAUACACCUUGCUGCAAAAAGAUGUACAAUGGCCUAUUGGAUGGCCUAUUGGUGGUUUUCCUGGACCGCAGGGACCAUACUAUUGCGGCAUUGGUGCUAACAAAGCUUUUGGGCGUGAUAUUGUGGACUCCCAUUACAAAGCCUGUCUUUAUGCCGGCAUUAACAUCAGUGGAAUUAAUGGAGAAGUGAUGCCUGGUCAGUGGGAAUUCCAAGUUGGUCCAGCUGUUGGCAUAUCUGCUGGUGACGAGAUAUGGGUUGCUCGUUACAUUCUAGAGAGGAUUACUGAGAUUGCUGGGGUGGUGCUUUCCUUUGACCCUAAACCAAUUCAGGGUGAUUGGAAUGGUGCUGGUGCUCACACGAAUUACAGUACCAAGUCAAUGAGAAACAAUGGAGGCUAUGAAGUCAUCAAGAAAGCAAUUGCCAAGUUGGAGAAGAGGCACAAGGAGCACAUCCAUGCUUAUGGAGAAGGCAAUGAACGUCGUUUAACAGGACGACACGAGACUGCUGACAUUAAUACCUUUAAAUGGGGUGUUGCAAACCGUGGUGCCUCUAUUAGGGUAGGGAGGGACACGGAGAAGGCAGGGAAGGGAUAUUUUGAGGACAGAAGGCCUGCGUCUAACAUGGAUCCAUACGUGGUUACUUCCAUGAUUGCAGAGACAACUAUUCUAUGGAAAUGA